AUGUUGUCGCCGUUGUUGCACCCAGUUGUUCCACCAGUCGUUCCACCUGUGGUGCCGCCUGUGGUGGUGCCCAUCGUUGAGCCAGUCGUUCCACCUGUGGUGCCGCCUGUGGUGCCCAUCGUUGAGCCCAGUGUAGUUCCACCGUCGUUCCUGCAAGCAAUUCCACUUGUUCAACGAAAGAAUGACCAAGCAGCCUUGGUGAGAGAUCGGUAUCGUGGAAUGUACAAGCGAUAUGGUUGCGACGCGUCGGGUGUCACUGGCGGAGUUACAGGCAGUCAAUUCGGGACCACGGCAUCGGGAACGACGGGUGGAACAACACUGGGCUCAACGAUGGGCACCACAGGCGGCACCACAGGUGGAACGACUGGCUCAACGAUGGGCACCACCACAGGCGGCACCACAGGUGGAACGACUGGUGGAACAACUGGUGGUGGCACAACUGGCGACACAACUGGUGGAACAUCAGGAACGUCUGGAGGAGACAUGGUUACCAUGUAG
This is a messenger RNA of Ostertagia ostertagi, 498 nucleotides long. The record is from the annotation of a GenBank genome assembly. Lineage: Eukaryota; Metazoa; Nematoda; Chromadorea; Rhabditida; Trichostrongylidae.